Epinephelus fuscoguttatus (brown-marbled grouper) is the source of this 1573-nucleotide messenger RNA. RefSeq names its product coiled-coil domain containing 167 (gene ccdc167). The record is from RefSeq and is a predicted model, not a curated record. The transcript has 4 exons. Lineage: Eukaryota; Metazoa; Chordata; Actinopteri; Perciformes; Serranidae. Bases 469 to 786 code for a protein of 105 amino acids.
AAAUAAACACAUACGUAAUCAGUAUGUUGUCGGCACCUAGUAAGUAUAAAAGAGAGGUGGAGUGUGGGCGUUAACUGUUUAAACGGCUGCUUCACCGUGACAGUGAACGUUACAUCGUUGCUAGCUAGCUAAAAAGUUGCUAGCUUAACGGUUGUCAUGGUGGCUCGGCAAAAUGACUCAAACUUCUACUCCUUACAGAAAAACUUGUCGGGCGAAUUAAUGGAAAAAUAUUGCGAGUAUAUAUUGUGUAUGCCAAACAGGUCCCCAUCCCUUUACAGUCUAUGAGAAUGACACAACUAAUUGACCGUGUAUUGCUAACGUUACACGACAGAGGGCAGCAACGCCUCAAGAGAAGCGAUGCGCAAAAGCAAAUGAAGUAAACGAAGAAGAACGACUAGGGAGGGAGGAAGCACUUCCGCAUAGUCACAGUUUAUCAACUAGGCUGUUUGAAGCAGGACCUGUCACAUAAUGGCUAAAUUAAAAGACAAAAGACGAGAGAAAAUCAGCGUCGCCACUGAGAUUGACCGUUUGGAGGAGCGGCGGGCGCGUUGCCAAGACAACCUGGAGAGGGCUGAGUUCAGGAGCAGGAAGGAGAAGCUGUCUGACAAGGACAGACAGGAGCUGGAAGAUGAAAUGACAAUCAUAAAUGAGAGGGUGCAAAAGUUAGACAAGGAGCUGCAGACGUUAAGAGGAGAGAAUCGCAAGAACAUGCUGCUGUCAGUCGCUCUGCUGGUCAUCAGCGCUCUCUUCUACUACAUCUUCAUUUACAGUGACGAGGACGUCUAAUAGGACCUGGUAUCUUAAAAGGACCUAAUGCUCUGAGAAGAACAACCACCUCAGGACAAUGUUGUGGUGACACAAAGAUAUAAGCUCAAGGGCUGUGUUGAUGAAAUACUUCAGUUCUGCCUCUAGAUGGCACCAUCGUCAUUGUCUUGAUCUCCUCUGGUGCACAGUCAGGACCCCAAUACAGCUUCUUGGACUGAAGUAACUCAUGAAGGUGAAGUGAGUGACAAUUUUUCUCAUCUUGUGUACAGUCACAGUCUAUAUUUUCAUCACUGUACAAAAAUCUUACUGUUUAUUAUGACAUGCAACAUGAAGAGGGAUUUAUAUACAGCAGUUUGACCCUUACUAAAUAAACUAUGAAUAUAAAGUUUGCCUUAUGCCACAAAUAACGCCAAAGUAAUAUUACUGUGUUUUAUAUGACAUAUCAAAGAAAUGCUUCAUCAAAUGGUGCCAGCCAAGUCUGUUUGUCCUUUCAGUCACAUAUAAAUAUCUGACGAUGCAUGGUGCACGUGAUGCGUGCAGUUACACAGAUGAAAAUAUUUGAUACAUUUGUUUUUGGAGUUGUACAGUAUGUUUUAAACAGAAGAAAAGAACCCGAAGAAUGUAUUUUUGUUUUGAUACUCAUGCCAACCAUUCACCCAUCUCCUAAUAAAAGCUGCAAUAUGGCAAACAUGCUGACAAAUUACUCUUUUGGAAAUAUGCAUGUGGAACAUUGUGUAAUGAGAAGUGGGUUGGGUUAUUAUAACUGAUCUGUUUUUCUUGAAAAAAAUAAAAUUUACUAUAUUUGGAA